Messenger RNA from Amborella trichopoda, 960 nucleotides. RefSeq names its product axoneme-associated protein MST101(2) protein. The record is from RefSeq and is a predicted model, not a curated record. NCBI's taxonomy places the organism in Eukaryota, Viridiplantae, Streptophyta, Magnoliopsida, Amborellales, Amborellaceae. Gene Ontology annotation, cellular component: nucleolus. Gene Ontology annotation, biological process: maturation of SSU-rRNA from tricistronic rRNA transcript (SSU-rRNA, 5.8S rRNA, LSU-rRNA).
GAGAGUUAAACCUCCGAAUAUGCUCACAGUGAGGCAGGGCACCCGUGUUUCUAUUUUAGAGUUUUUACGUGUGUUUAGUCUAUUUUUACUGUGUUUCUCUCUGGAAGUGGAAACCUAACGCUGGACCUACUUUUCCUUGGGUUUCCUUGUGGUUAAUCUAGAGGAUGCGAUUUUGCAUCGAAGAUGCAAGGAGUGAUUUUCCAAAAAUGGCGCCCAGGGUUAUGUAUGAUACUUCUGAUGCUCAUAGAUCCCGUACUGGAAAACGACGUGAUUUAAUGCCAUCAAAUCCUGGAGAGGGAAAGUCAGAUGAGGUGGAUUUUCAGGGUGGUAAAGAGGACUUCAGGAAAUUGCUCCGGGAUGUUGAACUCUUGGGUUCUUCACAAAUGAGCUGGAAAGAGAGGAAGGCCAUGGAGAACUGCAGGGUGGUUGCUUUGGGUGGAAAGCCUCCGAAGAACCAAAAGAUACCCAUCAACCAAGCAAAGUUAAUGAAAAAGAAUCAGCUGCACAGAGAACAGAAAAUGUUGCAAGAGGAGAUGAUUUUAGGAAGAUUUACAAAGCCUACGAGGAAAAUUGAAAAGCGUAAAGCAGGGGAUAGAGUGCUAAGGGCUACUGAAGGUUACUUCAAGAAUGGGGUUUUGAAUGUAAAGCAUCUGAUGGAUGGGAAUGGAGCCUCAAAGAAUGGUAAGGACACACACAUGAUUCAGAAAGGGAGGAAAAAGGGGAAGGGGAAGGGGAAGGGGAAGAAGCACAAAGGCAAAAAGAAUAAUUGCUAAUUAAAUGUGGAAAUAUAUGAGAUUGUGAGAUGGUCUUAUUUGUCAUGUAUCAUUUUUAUUUCUAUGCAGAGCGCAUGUUCUUGUAGAAUUGUUUUAAGUUAGGAAUUCAAUUCUAUAAUAUCUCUCUAGGGGAAAAAGAAAAAAGAGAAAAAGAUUCCUAAUAUGAAAAACAGUAAAAUACACAAAA